Molecule: messenger RNA, 744 nt
Organism: Aphanomyces invadans
Lineage: Eukaryota; Oomycota; Saprolegniomycetes; Saprolegniales; Verrucalvaceae
Exons: 1
Coding region: 20-682 (220 amino acids)
Source: RefSeq, a predicted model, not a curated record
UUUUCGCGCAACACUCCAAAUGACGAUGGUCACCCCGCCGCCGGAAGUGCCGCCGACGGUAUCGAUCGCCACACCUCAUCCUGCCAUCACAACGCUAGAGAGCCUCAAGACAUGGAUCACGUCGUGCGCAUCAUCUGCCCUGGAUAUCUCGGACGCCAUGCGAGAGAUCACGGACUCCGAUUUCCUCCACGAAGUCGACGUGAUGGUGGUGUUGCUGCAGGACCUUUUGACAGGAAUCGACGACCUUUCCCGUGCUCAAGCCUGCGCAGUGGAUGCGUACACGGAUGCGGCACGUGAAAUGACCGACUACUUGCAAACUAUCCACGCGUCAUUUGUGGAAUCGCGAAAACGAUGGUUUGCGUCAGUUUUUGCCAAGCCUCAAGAACAGAACGCUGUCCUGUGUGCACUCUUGCGCCGCGUGCAAUCGCGAGGAGUACUUCUGUUGCGUGUCCUUGCGAUCCCUCAACCUCCACGACACCCGAAAGAUGACCCGAUCCCGGCGGGAGCGUCUGGAGCCACACCGGGCGGUUCAGCUGAGGACAUGCCGAUCGAAUCGACCUUCAUCAAGCUCCAGAAAAAGUACAUCCAGGAAAUGGCGCUCAAGGAAUCGCUUGAAGAGAAGCGGCACAAGCGGCGCCGCACCCUGUCGACGUUCCACUCGCCGUCGUCCAAGCUCACUUAAUGUAGACACCUCGUUUUUCCCAUUCUUGAGUUUACUCCAUCGGAUCUAUGUGUGUAUUUCCC